Suillus paluster is the source of this 769-nucleotide messenger RNA. RefSeq lists its product as uncharacterized. Bases 391 to 552 code for a protein of 53 amino acids. The record is from RefSeq and is a predicted model, not a curated record. The transcript has 2 exons. Lineage: Eukaryota; Fungi; Basidiomycota; Agaricomycetes; Boletales; Suillaceae.
ACUAAUCAGAUCUGAGCAGAUACAUGCCGACCGUAGCUCGAGUUUCGCAAAUACGUACCUAAGUUGAACUACUGUAACCCACCAAUGUCAUGCAACCCAUUCCUAUGUAAGUGAAGCUAGCCGCCAAGGCAUAUUCGGCGGUGCAAUUUUCAAAGUCUGGAUCAAACCGCUUCUAGAACAUAGCUAGGAAAGUGCUUGUGUGACUUCCCAAAACGUCUUGCCAGUGGUCGAGACUCUAAGACCAUCGUGCGAUCAUCAUGAUGGUUCUGGAACCACAAAAUCAGUGAGCGUAUAACAUAGUUACCACACAAAGUCCUUUGGGGCCGAACUCAAGCCCUCCAUUUUCACCUCGUACUAACGGAGCAAUAGUUGCAAGGACUCCAUCUCCUCAUGAAUGUUUUUAAUCCUCGCAUUCUUGAUGCCAGCAUCCGCGAUGUGACGGGGUGUCUAUCCGACACUCAAAAGGCUGAUGUUAUGCUCCACGCCUUGCAGCAUUUGCCGUCCGAAGGACUGUUCAUCAUCAAUGAAAUGACAUACGGUCACCGAUUGUGAACGUGCGAGCUGAAACGAAGGAAUAUUAUUACAUGCAGACGCGAGUGGCUAUAAAACUAAACACUUACGAUGUUUUGCAGUGCACGAAUGAUGUGUAAUGCUGGGUAUGAGUUCGACGGAAAUUGAUGGAUCACAAGUGAUGAAAGAUGAGUGAGGGGGAGUUUAUUCACUGAAGAUACAGAAGGUAAGGAGAGGCUUUUAUAUCUAAGUGAGUGGC